AUGGGGGCCGCUGCUCACUGUACUGCUGUGCUGUUGCUCCUGCUUCUAUCACAAGGACUAAUCACUGUUCGCUCUCAGGAGGAGGAAGAGGAGUCUGUCCAGGGGGAGGACCAGCAGCUGAGCAAGACGUGGACAAGGAAUAUCAAAGCCUGCACCUGUGACUGCGAUUCUGCUGAUUCACCGACACGCGCCAUUGCAGCCAUAAUACCUGUCUCGCCAACCUCACUGCCCCCACUGCUAGCACCUCAGGAUCACCCACUGAACUGCAUGCCAGAAUGCCCAUACCACCGAGCCCUGGGCUUUGAAUCUGGAUCUGUGACAUCAGACCAGAUCAGCUGCUCAAAUCAGGACCAGUACAGUGGCUGGUACUCCUCCUGGGUCCCCAGCAAGGCUCGACUUAACAACCAAGGCUUUGGGUGUGCAUGGCUGUCCAAGUUCAAUGACCAGUACCAGUGGAUCCAGAUCGACCUGAAGGAGGUAGGGGUGGUGUCUGGCAUCCUCACCCAGGGUCGCUGCGAUACAAAUGAGUGGAUUACUAAAUAUAGCGUCCAAUACCGUACUGUGGAAACUCUGAACUGGAUUUAUUACAAAGACCAGACAGGGAACAACAGGGUCUUCUAUGGGAACUCUGACCACUCCUCCACUGUGCAAAACCUGCUGCGUCCGCCGAUUGUAGCUCGUUACAUCCGCCUGUUGCCGCUGGGCUGGCACACCCGCAUCGGCAUGAGGAUGGAGCUGCUGAUGUGCAUGAACAAGUGCACUUAACGUUCACUCGGCCUGCGAUCCUUCCCCUCGACAACAUGCCACUCGCCAAAAGGGGGAUCUUGGUCCAGCACUGAAAGAUC
Molecule: messenger RNA, 845 nt
Organism: Monopterus albus (swamp eel)
Lineage: Eukaryota; Metazoa; Chordata; Actinopteri; Synbranchiformes; Synbranchidae
Product: retinoschisin-like
Exons: 6
Coding region: 1-765 (254 amino acids)
Cellular component (GO): plasma membrane
Molecular function (GO): signaling receptor activity
Source: RefSeq, a predicted model, not a curated record